UGGGAGGUUUGCCUGCCGUUUCAGCCUCCUUCCUCCACACGUAACGCAGCGCCGCCGCCGUGCCCGUGCCGGCGGCGUUUGCUUGCUCUGCUCUCCAUGCAAUUAGGCAGAUAUCACUGAGCUCCUCCCCGCCCGUGUUCGCGCCUGCAAUGCCAGCCUCGCCGUCCCCGCCCACUCGCUGCUUCUAUGCUCCACGCCGCACGGAGGCGGACACCGCCGCUCCCUGCCAGGCUCGCCGCCGCCUUCUUCGCCGCCAAGCCCCAGCCCCAGCCGCCCGCCCUGUCGCCGCAGAUCGUCGAGGCCGCCGUAUCCCGCUGCCCUUCCGACGCCCUCGCGCUCUCCUUCUUCCUCUGGUGCGCCCGCCGCCCCGCCUACUUCCACCCGCCCUCGUCCUUCGACCGCGUCCUCCCUGCCGCCACGCGCCUCGCGUCCCGCCUCGCGUCCCGCCUCGGCACCGCCCCCGCGCUCCUCCGCGAGCUCCAGAGCCUCGGCUGCCCCAUCAGGCCCCACACCUUCCUGCUCCUGCUCAGGCUCUACUGGCGCGGCGGCCUGUACCCGCUCGUGCUCCACCUGUUCGACGAAAUGCCCCGCUGGGGCUUCCACCACAACGCCUUCGCGCGCAAUGUCGUCCUCGACGUACUGCUCAGGACCGGCUGCGUCGAUGAUGCGUUGCGCUUCGUGCAGGGCAACCCGUCGCCCAACUACCUCACCUAUGCCAUUGUCCUGACUCAUCUCUCCAGAGCCAGGGAUUGGUCAGGGUUGCGCGUCUGUUUCACAGCUAUGCUGAGCCAAGGUUUUCUCCCCAGCGCCACUUCUCUCGCCUCGGUCUUUGCCUGUUGCAGUAAGGCUGGUACCAUGGCCGAGCUACAACAGCUGCUGUCCUAUGCGCUUGUCUCGGGCCAGCAGCUCAGUCCGGCCAUGUGGACGUGUCUCAUCGCUCGUAUGUGCAGUGAGGGAAGGCUAGAUGAGGCCUGUAAAACUCUUGGAAAUAUGGUGCGUUCUGGCUCUUCACCAACAGUGGUGACUUACACACCGCUUGUCAGAGGUCUCUUCCGAGCUGGGAGGCAUGACAUUGCCAGUGAGCUGCUGGGAUCCAUGGCAUCCGACGGUUGCACCCCAGACCUUGUUAUGUAUAAUGUUCUGAUGGACUGCAUGAUGAGGGAGAGGAGGUACGAUGAGGCCAUAGACAUCUACCUACAUCUUCAUGGGAGCCAGAUAAAGCCGGAUGCAUACACUUUGUCUACUUUGGUUCAGGUAUUGCAGUUGUCACGGAACAUAGAUCUUCUCCCUAGGUUAAUCCUGGGCUUGGAUAUCUCUUAUGAUCUUGUGGCUUGCAAUUCUAUGCUGAGUGCUCUGUGCAAGUCAGGGUUUCCAUCCGAAGCCCUUCACUUCUACAUCGAUAUGAUUGGUUUGGGCAUCAGGCCAGACAGCUACAGUUAUGUUGGAUUGUUGGAUAGUUUGUGUCACUUGGGAAGGAUAGAUCAUGCAGUCAACCUCUACCGCAGUGUUGUCACAAGCAAUCCUGAUUCAGACGCCUACGUCCAUGCAGCCAUCCUCCGUGGCCUUGUUAGAAGGGGCCAGAACAUAAUGGCAUUUAGGAUUCUCAGGGAGGCUGUGCGUCAAAAUUAUGCACUUGAUACCGUGUGCUACACCAUUGUUCUGCAUGGUCUAUUCCGAGGUCAUUUUGUUCAAGAGGCUCGUGAUUUGUUUGACAAGAUGAAGGAUUCAGGAGUUGCUUCCAACACUUGUACAUACAAUGUAAUGCUUCGUGGACUGUGUAGAGCCAGGGAUAUGCUUGCAGUCACGCAGUUACUAACAGAAAUGGAAGGCGCCAAUGUUCACAUGGAUAGUACCUCAUUCAACGUGGUAGUUGUGCUCUUAGUCAAAUUGCAGCGCAUCAGUUCGGCAACAGCUUUGAUCAGAGAAAUGCUCAAUCUAGGCAUGAAACUUAACACCAAAACUUGCUGGUUACUUUCUCAAUCAAUUGGUCAUAGAUUCGUUUUGGAGGAUUCUAUCAGUGCUGAAAGUGAUGUGUCUGACUCAACAUGCGAUCUGCUUGUAUGCUCAGCUUCAUAGUCUACUUUUCGAUGGAACAAGCAUGCUGUUUAUGGUAUCUCCACUUUUGUGAUGUAAUUGAUACAAAAUAUAAAAUACUGAAGGCUGGAGAAAUUCUAAAUGAAUUUCUACCACGCAGAGAUCCUUGCUAUAACAUUUUCCCUUGGAAGCGCCCAACAAAAAUUACCAUAAUUAUUGAAGAGAUGUUUACCUCGUAGAUGCAGGUUGGUGAGACAUGUGCAGUUUGAUUUAACACCGAGAAUGAGGCAGUCUGUUUUUGUCAAUAUUGGAUCUUUCCAUGAAACAAUGCUGAUGUACUAUAUUUCAAGAGGCUUACACCUAAAUGAUUUUGCAAUGCCGCCCAUGGACUAGAUUUGAAAGAAAUUUCAGAAUGUGGUUCAUAGAGUGCCCUUUUGGCCUGCUAGGGAACCCAAUAUUGUACUGUUGUCUUCAGCAAUCAGUAUGUGAAUCCAACAAGAGCUAUGAAGCUUCAGCAUGAAUUGGGUCAAGGGAAAGAGAAUGACCCGCCUAACUGUUGAUUGGCAGCUGUCGAUGGAGGAUUGAUUGCAAUCCAGAGCAAUGAAAUAGUGAUGGAAACUAAUCCAGCCCAGACAUACACAAUGGUGGGUGUCCUGCCUCUCCUGCCCAUGAGCCCCUUUGCAAAUGGAUAUAAAUGGGCAAGCACCCAGAAGCUGAAAAACACUCCACCAAGAAGCUUGCUCCAUUGCGGGAUUGUGCUGUAAAUUGUGCGGCUGAAGCCAACAGCAAUGGCAACAAGGUUCACCAUGAUGAUGGUGAGAGGUGGUAUCAUCAGUGAAGUCCACUUUACUUCGUAGAGUUCUGCAAAUUCAUCAUCGAUAUCGUCACCCACCUGCUUUGAUGUGAGUGUGAAUGAGAUCUCAAUCCCUGCAACAACUUUCAGUAGACCUUGCAUCACAGCAGCUAGGUGAGCACUAGUUCCACCAAUAAGCCAGAAUUGUUCAUUUCGCCACCACUCUUCCAGUGCAAUUCCAGACCACUUGAUCUCCAGCAUGGCCAGGAGACAAAGCGUGACGGUGAUGAUAAGUAGGUAUGUCAGGAAGGUGACAUUGAGUGUUUGCACAAUGAACUGCCCUGAGAAAAGGGAGAGUGCUGGAAGGAAGCAGUAGACAAUGAGGAAGAUGGAUGUGAAGGGAUAUAUGCCAACAUUGAGGUAUGCAAUCCUUUGUAGUACCUGUGAACCAAAAAUGGUUUGUCAUAUUUUUGGUGAGUCUACUUUAGUAAGGGAUAGAAAUAGAAAGUCUAGAGGGGCAUAUACCUUCAUUUUGGAGCUGGCAAACAAUGCAUUGUUCCGAGAGAAAAAGAUCUCGACAGAACCAGUAGCCCACCGAAGCACCUGGUGAAGACGAUCUGUGAGAUUGAUAGGGGCAGUGCCGCGGAAGGCAUCACGCUGUGUGACACAGUACACUGACUUCCAUCCACGAUUAUGCAUGCGGUACCCUGUCACAACAUCCUCAGUGACAGAUCCAUAGAUCCACCCCACACGAGUGCCCCACUCUGUCUUCUCCUCAUACCAACAUGAAACUACACUGAUUGCUUCUGCCACAAUGGAUGCAUCCAGUAUUUCACGUGGAAUUGUUAGAGCACCAGGUGGACGCCCAUUCUUGACAGAUGGAUGGUCAGCCAAGGGCCUUCCCUGGAACUCUGCUACUGGGAUGGAGUCAAUCAGAAAGCUGGAAUUUCCAAACUUCUUCGGGAAUGUGGCGAGGUUCAUGCUGUCCCCGUCAAAAUCACCCAUACGGAGAGCCAUUGUCUCCUCGGGAUUAGCAUUGGAAGCAGAUGCCUUGCGGCGUCGUGGGAGGCAGCAACCACAAAAGCCUGGGCUGUGAUCCUUGGAACGAGGUGGGUCAAAGCCAUAUAGGGCGAUUCGCCGGAAGAGGCACCCAGUGCCGACAUACACUGGUCCUUGCAGACCAUCAAGAGCACGCAUGUUUAUAUCAAAGAAAACAGUAUUGUGGUUAGCAUACCGGUCAGAAGGGUCAAUGCCUUCAAACCUCUGAGGGAACUGCACAUAGCAGAGUCGGUCACCACCACGGUCCAUCAUGAAGCACAUGCCCUCCCUGAAGGCCUUUGAGUUGUAAACGUAGUGAUCACAGUCCAGAUUAAGAAUGAAGGGACCAUUGGACAUGAUGGCUGAUGCACGAACCAAUGCAUUCAUGGCACCUGCUUUCUUGUUGUGAUCAUAUCCCGGACGUUUCUCACGUGACAUGUACACCAGCAUUGGAAGUCUUGUAUCCACUCCUGAAAAGUCAAGAGGUGACUUUUCAAUGUUCCCAUACAUUGGCAUGUCACUUGGUGGUUUCAGCAUAACCUGUGAUAUAGAAGAAACAUGUAAAUAACUAGGUCUAGACCAAAAAUUGUGUUCACACGAUCGUCAUCAAAUCAGUACCUGUAUGAUUCCUGCAUGAUCACCACGUGCAUGAUCUUGUGACGGAUGAAUCCAUGUACCGGGCCAGUGAGUGCUAUCAGCCAUCCAUGUUGCCUUGGGAAUCUUCACUGGCUCAAAUUGCUCAUCGCCUCCAGCCUUGAUCUUUUCCCUUUGAAGAUUCAUUGCCUGGAUUUCCUCACGGGCAUGGUAUGCAUCAGAGCGGCGCCUGAUGGAAUCUGGCAAGCCAUUAACGCGGACCUUGAACUCAUCAUACUCACGCUUGAUCCUUCUCCUGUCCUUUACAAAGUCAGCCUUCACCUUAUUCUUGAAAGGAUCUCUCUUCAGGUUGAAGUAGCUGUCCGGGUUCCUGGGUUCAAUGUCAUGCUUCCUGCAGAAUGGCACCCAGAAAUUAGCAAAGCUUGCUGCCUCAGCCAUCGCCUCGAAGGUCAGCAGUGCCCCUCCAUCAUCUGACACAUAACAUGCAAGCUUAUCGACAGGGUAGUCAACUGCAAGGAUUGAGAGAAUUGUGUUUGCUGUGACCAGGACCGGCUCCUUUUCUGGAUCAGCAGUUGACACAAAGAUAUCAAUUCCAGGGAGAUCAGAUUUGCCUGUUGGAUUGCUCGGCGUUGGUGUCUCAAACUUUUCUUUAAGCACAGAGAGAUCUGUAGCACGGUUGAUAGGGCAAAGCUUUGGAAGCUGGUCCAACACCCAUGACAAUGCGAACCAGAGCUCACAAACAAUUGACAUUCCCCAGAGCCAGAUGGCAUCAUCAUUUUGAUGCUUGAUACGCCACAUGAGGAAGAAGGCCAGUGCAACCAAGCGGAUGAGGACAAGGAGCCUGCAUGCAAGAGACAGUUCAGACAAGAGGAUGGUAUCACAAAAAAGCAAUGCACCUAGGUGUUGUCAUGUACUCCCUCCAUUCCAGAAUAUAAGGUAACAGUAAUGGCACAUGUUUUUAAGGAAAAAAGAUGGCACCUGUAAGGACUGAUGACAGCAGCUGGAAUCUGGAGCUUGCGGGUGAGUGGCCGCCAUGGUUUAGACAUGAGCUCCUUGGGGUGCCCUGGUACUCCAUUUCUGCCAUCAUCGUCCACAUUGUCGUCUGGCCAAAUGGCAUUACCAUAGCCAUAUGUCCCCUUGGUCUCAAAGAGCCAGCGGUUAUGGUCAAACUCACCGGACUGGUUGUUCAUAGUGCCCUGCUUCACCAACGAAAGACGCCUCUCCAUCUUGCCCCCUGGCCCAUGUGGCAGCGAGAGAGCCCGUGUCAGCUCAUUGCUGGAGUUGGAGAGGACUUCUUCCCACUCGGUGUGCUUGUAAAGCUCUUUGCACCCGGGGCAGACACCGCCGCCACCCUUGACGGCGUCGGUGAAGCAGUCGACGCAGAUUUUGAAGUCACACUCACAGGGGAGGAUGUCCUCCCCACGGCCGUUGCGCAUGAUCUUGCUGUCGCAUCCCUCGACCAUGCAGAUGGAGCCCUUGGGGCCAGAUCGACCCAUGUCGGAGUCAGGGCCCUGCUUGUCCAUGACAUGGGCACGGGUGACGCUGUUGAAGCCGCCGGUGAAGAGCGAGCUGGAGACGUAUUGCUCGUCGGCCUUGGUGCCGUCCUCCUCCAUGGGCUGGUUGUCAGGCGUCAUGGGGAUGUGGACAUGGUAGUCCUGGAAGUCGACGCUGCUGAUCUCUGAGUCGAGGUCGUCGCGCGAGUAGCUGAUGAAGCGCCCAGACUCGGUUCGCCGCCCAAAGACCACCUGCGGCGCCGAUGUUGGUGCCGUCGGUGGCUUGCUGGGGCCGUGCGGCGGCACGCGGCUGGAGCCGCUGUUCUUGAGGAUUCCCUUGGACCCCAUGGCCUCCUCCGUAUGUGCUCUUCACUGUUGACUCUUCUUCCUCGUGAUGUUGUUCCUAUGCUGUUAUCUUGUGGCUGAUCUGCAGGAUGAAUAAUAUGCCGAAACAAAGGAAAACAUUGACAUUAGUCUCGCUGUAGGCCAAGACAUAUUUGGAAAGCACAGCAUAUAGGAAAUCAAAUCGUAAUCGGCAGAUCAUAACAAGCAAUAAACGCAGCCUGGGUGACGCAAAAACGAAAUUCAAAUGGAUGCAUGCAGGUUGUUUCCCUCUUUUUUUUCCUCCAGGAAAAGGGGGAGAAUAAAUGGCAAGAGUAUUUUGCUUGGUAAGGAAAGGAAAAUGAUGAAUCAGUAGAUUACAUAGAGGGUGCAUGCAAUCAGGAAGGCUGAUUGGGAAUGUAGAACGAGAGUAAAGGAAGGUUACCUUUGCCUCCUCAUCUGUUGUGGUGCGGCAAUGGCGAUGGAAUGGGAAGAAAGGUACUGGGGAGGUUCACGGCCAUGGCCAUGGCUGUAUUUGAAUGGUUCCAUCCAAUCAGCCAACCGGAGUGGAAUCGAAGAGGUGCGUCAAUACUGGGGAGGCGCCAAGGAGAGGGGCGCACGACUACUCGGUGCUCAUGCAUGAUGCAUACAUUCAUACUACUACUACAUGCGAUGCAAUCAUCAGUCCCGUUCAUACCGAUAGGGCCCAAGUCGUGCAGUGAAAACUGAGUCAACCCCCCCCAACACACGGUGGGUAGCUUCGCGCAACAAACGUCCAGGCUCGUGGUCGCUACUCCGACUCCUCACUGACAUCACACACCCUGCAAUCCAACUCCUCACUGACAUCGUGCUCGCUACUCCUCACCAAUUACUCUUUCAUGACCAUAUAUCAAUCAAUGCAUCGUGCUCGCUACUCCGACUCCUCACUGACAUCACACACCCUGCAAUCCAACCGCCAAAUUCCAUUCAUGGACAAAUACGUAGAAAGGAAGAUAUGUAUAAAUAGAUUCAUUUCGAUACGCUGUACAUGCAAAUCAUGCAAUUUCAUGCCUGUCAUGAUUCUUUUUUCUGGUGUCUACAUUAUUUUUCCUGUGCCA
Triticum aestivum (bread wheat) is the source of this 7370-nucleotide messenger RNA. Its product is annotated as putative pentatricopeptide repeat-containing protein At1g16830. The transcript has 5 exons. The record is from RefSeq and is a predicted model, not a curated record. Gene Ontology annotation, molecular function: protein binding. Bases 187 to 2076 code for a protein of 629 amino acids. Lineage: Eukaryota; Viridiplantae; Streptophyta; Magnoliopsida; Poales; Poaceae.